This is a messenger RNA of Cladocopium goreaui, 1083 nucleotides long. The record is from the annotation of a GenBank genome assembly. Lineage: Eukaryota; Dinophyceae; Suessiales; Symbiodiniaceae.
GAGGCCACCAGUGAGACCAUGCGCGUGGGGCGGGUCGACUCGCCCCAGUCGGAGGGCCGAUCCUUGAAGUUCCCCGGGUCGCCCCUCAGUUCGGGACCUGAGAGCUUGCCGGAGCCGGGCGGUCCCUCCUCGGUGCACACGCCCAGCACCUCAGCGUCCACCCCAGGGGCACACCUGAUAAUACAGAAUUGGCGCUCAGGUGCCUCCAUAGGCCACGGCUCCUACGGCUCCGUGGCGCGUGCGCUGGACGUCGACAACGGCUUCAUCUUCGCCGUGAAGAAGUCCACGGUGACUCAGAGCGAUGAGGAGGAUCGGAAGUACCUGGCGAAGUUACGAGAAGAGCUCGAUAUUCUCAGGUCGCUGCGGCAUCCUAACAUCAUCUGUUACCUGGGUCACGAAUACACAGGAGGAACCUUGUACAUAUUUAUGGAGCUCGCGGAGGGAGGGUCCUUGGCCAAGCUUUUGAAGGAGUUUGGCGCUCUUGAAGGUGCCUUGCUUCGGAACACCAUCCUCGGAAUGCUGCAAGGGCUCGUUUAUUUGCACACGCGCAACCCUGUGGUGGUGCACCGGGACAUUAAGAGUGCCAACGUGCUUUUGGACUUGGACUUCAAUGUGAAGUUGGCCGACUUCGGCUGUUCCAAGCAAGUUUAUGAUAUGUCCACCUCCUUCCACGCCACCGGAUCCUUCUCCUGGAUGGCGCCAGAGGUCAUCUUGGAGAAGCAAGGUUUUGGCCGAAAGGCGGACAUCUGGAGCUUCGGCUGCACGGCGUUGGAGUCCUCCACGGCGCUGCCGCCCUGGGGGAAGGGCGCCAUCGAUGGGAUGCUGUCCGCCGUGAAGCUGAUCGGCCUAUCCCAGCAGACACCUCCCAUUCCGGAGUCCACCCUACCGAGCCUGAAGAACUUGCUGCAGAGCUGCCUGCAGCGGGCGCCGGAUGCGAGGCCUGCGGCUUCGGAGCUCUUGAGUCAUGAGUACUUCAUGCCGCCCAUGAAGGACAAACGGCGUCACCACGACUCGCGCGUAGCCUGGAGUUGAGGUGGUUCCUGAUGGGCGAGGAGGGACGUGAAUGUGUCAAGCCGACCAUAG